AUGGCUCCGCCACUUACAGUACGAAAUUUGACGCCCAACGCCCUCUCAAUCCAGCGCGUUGAGCGGUUUGAAGACCCGAACACGCUACAGUCCAAAUCAAGCGGGUACUUCUUCAGCGCUCAAAGCGGUGCAUCCGCUGCACCGACUUCACCCGAGCUCGGCGGACAUGCACAAAGCUUCAAGGAUCAAGGUGUUGAUAUUGUGUUGCAGCCUUUUGAGUCGUAUACUCUAAAAUUCUCAAGCUCGAAGCAGUCCAGCAACACGCCUACACUAUCCAACCCAACCGUCCGCCUCACAAUCCGGACAUCUAAUGGUGAACGCCAUCGUAUCGAUACGCAUCCCUCCUAUACACAGAAAUCAACACAGUCCUUUACUCCACUAUCCGCAGACUCAGCAACAACCUACAAAGCACUCUUUCAUCCUUCGAAACCGGUUCCUCAUCUUUCGAUUCAUGUCAACCACCUUCCGAGCUAUAAUUCGUGGAUGGCAACCUUGCCAGACGAUCUACCUUUGUCGGCUAUAAGCAUUCCGGGAACACACAAUUCGCACACGCACUACCGGGCUCUCCCGUCUGUUCGUUGCCAGGUUCACGAUGUGAAGACACAGCUAGAGAACGGGGUCCGAUUCUUAGACAUACGUGUGCAGCCAACGCACGCUACCGACGCAUCAAAGAAAGAUCUCUACCUUGUACAUGGCGCAUUUCCCGUCAGUCUGACAGGGCCAAAGUACCUCGAACCGAUCCUUAAUAUAUGCUACAACUUUCUUCUAGAAAAUCCUAGCGAGACGGUACUGGUGAGUUUGAAGCGAGAAGGUGUAGGAAGCGCAACGGACGAACAUCUUGCCCGCAUCUUAGAAGAACAUUACAUCGCCCCCAACGCACUGCACUGGUAUACGGAGAACACGAUACCGUACUUGGGAGCCGUGAGGAGUAAGCUGGUCUUAGUGAGGCGGUACAAUGUAGCUCAAACUGUGGCUUCACAUUCGAGUCCAGAUUGUAGGAAUGGUGGACUGGAUGCAACGGCCUGGCCGCACAAUGCAACCCACGCAGUCUUCCCGUCGCAAUCUUCUGCACCAACGUUCUGUCUCCAAGACUUCUGCGAGGUCAUGGUACCCGAUAUCAUUCCUACAAAGGUACAGCAUUGCAACGAUCAUCUCGUACGCUCCGCUGCUGCCGUUCACCCCAUUCCCGGCAUAACGACAGAUGUCACAAAUCCAGUACCGCCAGGUCCCUUAUAUCUCAAUUUCCUCUCUGGGAGCAAUUUCUGGAAGAAAUCUUGUUGGCCGGGGGCUAUCUCUAAGAUUGUCAACAAGGGUAUGGAGGAGUGGCUGUGUGAGGGGCAUCAUUUAGAGGCACCAACCACGACGCCCCGCCACCCAGAGAUGACAGAUGAGAGGGAAGAGGAUUUGAACCCCAGCAUCCCGCAAUCACGCAAGCGCACAGUCAGGAUAGGUCCUCUACCCGAAGGUCCAGUGAAUGAAGCAACAAUACAGCGCGUGUUUGGGCGAAGAUUAUCGGCUCAUGAUGGCAACAACGUCCUGCGGAUAUUGCACCACCGGCGGACAGCAGGCUCGCUAGCCGACUAUGGCGUAGACAAUCUUGGGAAGCAAUAUACACACGUGAGCAGGGAAACUGCAUUGAAGGGGUUGGAGUGGUUGCGAGAGAGAUACCCAAUAGAUGAGGCGCGUGCAGCAGAAGAAUGGGCAGAAAAAGAGGCAAAUCGUAUAGCCUACGAGCUGUGGCUGGCCGACCCGGAAACAGAGUCCAAAUACAAGGAUCCCGCUCGUGCAUUUAAAGAGCAGAUGGAAAAGGAAGAGGCAGAGAGGCAACGCCAGGAAGCUGACGACCGGAAGAUUGGUAUACUCCACGCGGGCAAGAGUCAGUUCGAGCUUAAUAUCGAGGAGAAGAGGAGACAACGAUUGGAGGAGAUCACCCGGAUAGCAGAAGAGAAGGAGCAGAAAGAGAGGGAAAUGGAGGAGAAACUCGCGACUGGGGAGUACGUACGUACACCCACUGGCACGCAGCUCAUGAAGCCUGGCCAGACAACAUAUGUCGAUGUCUUUGGUCGCGAACAAGUCAGUCGGAGAAAAGAGGAAAUGGAAAAGUACAACAAGGCUGCUCAGGUAACGGAUGCGAAGACGCCAGAAGAAUUACUGGCAAAGACCACUCUUGCGCAACGCCUCUAUCCCAUGUCUGCUUUCGUCCUCCUCACAGUUCUACUCUGCUACGGCUUCGCACACUACUACCUCCCACCCUCCCCCUCGUACCGCCUCUUUCCAGACCUCAGCGCAACAACCGCAACAAUUGGCACGCUGCUUGCCAUUAAUGUCGUUGUAGCAAUAGCAUGGCGAAUUAUGCCCCUCUGGCCACUUCUAUCACGCUAUUUCAUGCACGUCCCCGGUUACCCCCGCGCCGUACAAAGCGUGCUGAACAUCUUCAGCCACAUCCAGUAUGAGCAUCUUCUCGCCAAUAUGAUGAUGUUGUGUCUAGUCGGGCCCGCAUGCUGCGAGCUAGUAGGUCGCGGAACCUUUGUGGGAACGUAUAUUUCCGCCGGCGCUGUUGGUACUUUGUUUUCGCUGUACUGGGCUAAUCUCGGUCGUGGAAAUAUUACCGCGCAUUCUGUUGGUGCUUCGGCUGCUAUUUGGGGAAUUGCGGCACUAUACUGUCUGCUCACUGACCAGGAGAGGGUCAAGAUUCCUUUCUUGAAGGAGGGUGAGGUGGCAUUUUGGCCCAAGAUGCUGUUUGCUGCUUUUGUUGUGUUUGAGAUCUUUUCGGCGUUGAAGAAGGGUAAUUCUACUAUGGAUCAUGCUAGUCAUUUUGGUGGCAUGUUUGUUGGUAUGGUUACAGCUGGGUACAUGCGGGCCAAUGGUUGGCAAGACAGGAAACCGUUUUUGGACAGAGAGGGUGGUGUUGUUGGGCAGGGUGUUCAGGAGAAGGCUGGUGUUGAUGGGAAGACGGUAGAUGUUGGUGCUAUGGCUAAGGAGGGGAUCAAGGAAGUCAAAGAGAGCUUGACGAAAGCUGGGAAGUGA
Molecule: messenger RNA, 3027 nt
Organism: Alternaria atra
Lineage: Eukaryota; Fungi; Ascomycota; Dothideomycetes; Pleosporales; Pleosporaceae
Exons: 3
Coding region: 1-3027 (1008 amino acids)
Biological process (GO): lipid metabolic process
Cellular component (GO): membrane
Molecular function (GO): serine-type endopeptidase activity; phosphoric diester hydrolase activity
Source: RefSeq, a predicted model, not a curated record